Molecule: messenger RNA, 5350 nt
Organism: Mollisia scopiformis
Lineage: Eukaryota; Fungi; Ascomycota; Leotiomycetes; Helotiales; Mollisiaceae
Exons: 2
Coding region: 125-5179 (1684 amino acids)
Biological process (GO): telomere maintenance
Cellular component (GO): chromosome, telomeric region
Molecular function (GO): DNA binding
Source: RefSeq, a predicted model, not a curated record
CAUAAAUUCACAGCGCGUUUGCGCACCACAACCACGAAUAACUACCCUGCAGAUAUCGAACACGCUGUUGACAGGCACUCUGUAUGGUCAUGGUUGAUCUGCUCCGCAAGAAACUGCCUACACCAUGGCGGUGGACACCAACGGCUUGAGCGCGAUGGAAACCGCACACAUACCUAUCGCGCAACUCACUCCUCUGUUGGUUGCGCCCGCGACGAGAUCAAUCAAAGCUGUUGUCACUCUCACAUGGCCUUACAGCUCUGCGACUGGGUCUAUCGCCUUCCUGCUAUCAGAGCCAGACUUCCGUUUGCGAAGAACGAGAGGACAAGUUCGUGUGCAGUUCGCAGGAGCCAGUGCGAAGAGUAUUGCGAAAGCGGGCAUUGCAAGCGGCGAUGAGGUCACACUAUGUUUAGAUGGGGUAGAAUGGCUAGAGAAUCAAAAUGAUGCUGGGACGCCUGGCAGAGGUGUAGAAGUCGAACUCAAGUUCACAGAGAGACUUCACCUUCAGUUCAAGCAAGAAGAUGCCUCAGAAUUAAUCACGAUCGAUAUCGAUCAUCCUCCGCCGGAUCCUGAGACUGCACUUGUCUUUGCGAGAAUCCCAACCCCAGAACCUUCACCUCCAAGCCCUGUCACGAAUGGCACGUCUAUUCCUUCAAGUACAAUAUUAGAAGCCGAUGAUGAAUGGUCCUCACCAGCUUUUCUUAAGCGGGCAAGAACUUCGUAUGGCUCACUUUUCGACUCGGACUAUGACCCAUUCUUGGAAGAUGGCACAGUCCAAGGGAAAGGAAGAAAGCGGACCAGGUUGAGCUCUGUAUGGAGAUACAGCAGCCGCUCACCAACACCAGAAGAGGCAGAAAGUCAGGCGACGAAUCAAGUUUCCCCAGAGCCACUACCAAAGCUCGCGCCAACUAUGAUGGACGAAGCAUGUCAAACAGUUGGUUUGGAGGUCGGGGUCGCAGCGGAGACUUUGGCAGAUUUCGCAAGGCAAGCUACCAAUGUUGGCUCCACUCCAUACUCACAGAUGAAUGGUGCUCAGCCGCCAGAGAUAAUUUCAUCCAGUAGUCCAGCUCAGGUAGCCCAAGAACCAGAAGAUGUUGCGAUGCCUCCCCCAAGGAUACAUACACAGCAAACAAAUUUCACAUCCGACGAAGCAAUGAACUUCAAUCAGGAACCUCCCUUGUCCCCGAGACUUCACCCUAUACCUUCCGACAACCUGCCACUUGUAUCUCCUCUAGUUUCGCACUCUAAUGGUUUCAACUUUGGCCAACUGGGACAGUCCACUUCAGAUAAUGCGCCCAAUCAGUUAUCGGUUCCAAGUAAUCAUGCUGCCCCAGACGAAGAAGAUGAGGAAGACAUAUAUGGAGCCAGUCCAGUUAGCCACCGCAGCAAUGUCCCGAGGUAUGGAUUCAAUGGCUUUCAGGAACCACCUGGUGGAGGCCAAACUGCAAAAUUUCCAGCUAUUGCUGGCCCUUAUGCGAUUGAAGAUCAAUAUGGCCACUGGCAGAACGCCAAUGCCCAACUUAGGCAAUCUGCAUCACCAUCGAAGCAUGACGAGUAUCACGACAGCGAGCCACAAAUAGGCCAAUCAUAUAACAUCGAGAAUCACAAUCAGCAUAAUCUUGGUCUUGCCACUUCUCAUGACCGAAUGUCCACAGAACAGUAUCCGGAAAUUGAUCCUCAAUUGGCAGAUGGUGUUCGAUAUCCAGAGCUGUCACACAACAAAGACGAUCUAGCAGUUGAGGAGCCUAUUUAUCGUCCUCACCUUGCACAAUCCUCAGCUAUGUCACGGUCCCAAAGCGCUCUGUCUCAUAGUGCUCGAUCUCAGAGUGUCCAAUCACCAGUUGUUGACCUCACCGAAGACAGUGAUGAGAAUGAGGAAGAGGAGGAAGAUCAGGAAGAUCAGGAUGCCCCAGGCGAAGACGACGACUCUCUAGAAGGAUCUGAAAUUGUAGAUGAUGGACUUGUUCCUGUCUACACCUCUCGACACGUGAGUCGGCAAACAGAAGCACGGAGUGACCAUCGUCUCCAAGAGGACCAUGAAUCUAACGAUGGCGAUGAAAGUGGCUCUGAGGCGGAGGGAUCGCAGGAACCUGAAGACGAGAAUCUGUACUAUAUGGAGAAUGAUGCGGACGAAGAUCCUGAAAAUCCUGCAGGUCCCGACGAGUAUCCCCGUUAUCGACGAACUCCAGAAGCCAUUAACGGCGCCGUUGAUGAUGACGGAUUCGAAGAAGACGAAGAAGGUAGCUUUGACGAAGAGGAAGAGCAAGAAGAGAGCUAUGAUGAAGACGAUAUGCAAGACGAGGAUCCACCUGGACCGCCUGUUGUCAUUGACUUGCUUUCAUCCGACGACGAAGACGAGCCAGCUGCUACCAUUCCUAGUACUCAUCAAACGUCGCAUUCCCAAUUCCAAAGCGCGCCAGCAGACUCGAGAGAGUGUGAAGAAAGCGAUGAGGAUGAAACGGAUCAAGAAAAUGACGUGCCAUACCACGAACGAGAAGAGAUCAGGACUCAUAUUCAACGUGAUCCUCCACCUCAGGCCUAUUCAGGCGAGGAUUUGUUCGACGAAGAUUAUGAUGAGGAAGACCAAGAGGAGCUUGUCAGCGAUCGGGAUGCUGCAGAUCGCCAUGGCGAUCCCGCUCGUAUAGUGGAAGGGCAUAAACAUGAAGCAGCUUCACAAAGUGGUGAAUCAGAGGAGGAGGAGGACGAGAGCGAUGGUUCCGAAGAUGAAGAUUUAAUGGACGAGGAUGAUAGCCAUGGUGUCGAUGCUGAGGAUGAGCCUCGAACGCCCGAAAGCAGACGAGCACCAAGUUCCAUACCCAACGACAUUGCAAAGAAGCCUGCGGAUGAGAAAUCUGUCGAGGAGAAGCCGCAAUCGUCUGGUGGACCAUCAUUGUUUCCCAGGAUGUUCAAUCUAGACGGUGCGACCGAUGAACCACUGUCCCCAAGACUUUCCUAUCCCACGCUUCCCAACGAGGAGCCAUCACCAUCCAAUGCCCACGGUGGAGAACGUGGGUCCGAGUCUCAAGAACAAACGGAGCUAUUCGUCCAACAUACCAACGGACAACUUCCGACUCCUGAUAUCUCCCAGCCAAUAGAGAAGAUGACAGUCACCGACACAUCCUUCACCUCUACGACUGCACACACAUCUGAGAUACACAUGGAGGUCUUGGAAGAGAAUCGUACCAUUACAGAAGUGGAUACGUCUACCGAGGUUCAGGUUACAACUCAUGUAUCUUCAAUUGACAUGGAAUCGCACGCUUCAGCCGAUCUGAGACCUUCUCAAGAUGACGUGGAUAUGGAGGCGCUCAAUGAGAGCGAAUUGCAUGAUGCCAACGACGAGAACACUGAGAAGACCGAAGUUCUGACAUCUCUCGCUAAAUCUGAGGAUGUUGAUUCUGUGAUGGACGAGGAAUCUGCUGAAGAGAUGGAGGACGUUCAGUCCAGUCAAUCUGCUGGGCACGAUGAUAAUAUCGCGGUCAAUCCACCUGCCGAAACCAGAAGAAGCCCAAACACUGGUGAGCACGAGCACAUUCAGAACAACGACACCAGCUUAAUGCAUGAAACUGUCGAUGCAGAGGAGCAUGGCGAGCACCCUCUGGAUGUUGAAAGCAUGCCGAAAGACGAAGCCGGUGAGGACUCUGUCGAGGAUGCCUCCGAUCAAGAAUCUAGCGAGAGCGAAGAGGUAGUAGAAACAGUUGAGCCACUGGGACCAACUGUCACUACGAGAGCUGCGGCUCAUGCAGCGGCAGAAGCAAACGGCGAUCCUGAGGAAUGUAGCGAGAUCGAGAAAGAGGCAGACACUGUUGAGGAGCAGUUUCUGGCCGUCACUACUAGAGCGGAGACUCAUGCCCUUGAAGAAACAGAGCACGCGAAUAAGAUCGACCAGGAGGUGGAAACUGCCGAGCAACCAGGGCCGACAGUUACUACCAGGUCUUCCGCUCAUUCUGUCGUGGAAGCAGGUGGGAUCAAUAAUGAAGCCAGCAAGAUCGAGCAGCAGAUGGAAACCGAACCAAUCGAGCAACUAGGGCCGACUGUCACCACGAGAUCUGCAGCCCAUACUCUCGCCGAAAGCGACAAAGCCAAUGAGGAACCUAGUGAGGUUGAGGAGGCAGAAGCUACUGAACAACCAGGACCAUCUGUCACUACGCGGUCUGCGGCCCAUGCUCUUGCGGAUGGUGCUAUUGAACAGACCGAUAAGAUCGAAGAAGAGACAGAAACUCCCGAGUUGCCAGGACCGACCGUCACCACGAGAUCUGCCGCUCAUGCUCUCACGGAAGCGGACGAAGCCGGUGAAAAAGAAGUUGACGCAUCGAUUGCGGAAGAAAAGACCUCUGAACCUGCCCAAGACCAGCAAAAACAUGUUAAAAUUGUGAUCGAGGAGCCGAAAUUUACUUUGCAGCAUCCUAGAAGAAGUCACCGGAGAGUCAAGUCCACCACGUCCACUGCAAAAGAUGACGAAAAUGUUCGUCCAGUUACGCCCAUCAAAAUUCAAACCACAACCCAGCUGGACAAGAAAACACCCGAGCCACGCUCUCCAAUGGUGGUUAUUGAUGCCCACGCAACCCCAAAAGGUCAUGAUGCUAGUAUUGAGUUAGCUCUUUCAUCGCUCGAGUCGCCCUCAAAGCAGACUCACGAUCUUAGAAAACCUCCCGUGGCAGACCUGAAAUUACGACUUUCGCGAGCCCUGCGUACGGAGUUGAGUGAGUUCACCGCACUGAAAGUACUUCGAUAUCACAUGAACCAGAAGUUGGACAUCCUAGCUGUCGCUACAACAACUCCACCAGAGCCACAGCGAGCAAAAGGUGGCCCCAGGCAUUAUCAGAUUGCCUUUAACAUUACCGAUCCGUCGAUAGCCCCCAGUGGCGUAACCGAGGUGCAAGUUUACCGUCCCUACAGUCAUGCCCUGCCUACGAUAUCGGCUGGUGAUGGUAUUCUGCUCCGGAAUUUUCAAGUCACAUCGGUUCAGAAAGGUUUUGCUUUACGAUCUACUCAAGACGAGGGAAGCAGUUGGGCCGUAUUCAAAGAUGACAACGAACCAGAGAUGCGUGGUCCUCCAGUGGAAUACGGAAAUGGAGAGAAGAAUCAUAUCAUAGCUCUGAAGGUUUGGUAUGCGUCAUUAGAUGAUGUCGCAAAGGCAAAAAUCAACAGAGCGAAUGGUGAUAAGGCUGCAGCGGGGCGUUGAAGGGCAUUGUUAUGGUGUUAUGACUGAGCAUUUUUGUACGGUUAGGGGGGGGUAUUUGCAGCAUAUGGAUUCAGGGUGUGGUGGGUGUAUGUAUGAAUAUCCCUUGGCCUUCGAUGGUUUCAGAUACGAUUGAGCUAAACUCAAUACAAUGCAUUGCCUUCUUAUGGCCAU